Molecule: messenger RNA, 396 nt
Organism: Impatiens glandulifera
Lineage: Eukaryota; Viridiplantae; Streptophyta; Magnoliopsida; Ericales; Balsaminaceae
Product: protein nemuri-like
Exons: 1
Coding region: 1-396 (131 amino acids)
Source: RefSeq, a predicted model, not a curated record
AUGGCUGGUAUGAAUUUGGUUCAAGGUCAAAUGAUUGAGCUAACCAAUCAUAUGAACAGAGCUGAUGUUGAGCGAAUGGAACAAGUUGAUUCCUUUGCAAGACAGAUUCAAGCCAUUGAAAAUGCUGAAGCUGCAGUUAAUAAAGAGAAAAAACUUAUUACCUUUGACGUUGAUAAUGUUCAAAAGGGGGAAGGAAACUCAAGAGGCGGUGGAAGCAGUAGAGGAGGUGUUUCGAUAGGCACCAGAUCCAAAAGAAAACCCGUUGAUGAAGGAGGUUGCAGACCAACCAAAAGAAGUGGAGGUCGUAGCGGUGACCGUGGUGGUAGAAGCGGUGGAAGAGGUGGAUGUGGUGGUUGGUUGUGCUCUCCCACCAUUUCAAAACCUCCUGACUGGUGA